GACCUGCUGCUGGGCGACCAUCUACUCCAGCGGGGAAGCGGGAUUAUUUCCUUCAGCGGAGCUUCUCUCUCUUUUUUUAAAAAAAUUUGGAUUUAUUUAUUUUUUUAUCACUGGAGAGUUUUUAUUGAAACAUUUAUUUUGAAGGAUUGAUUGUAUUUAUUAGUGAUCAAGAUGGGUUGCGCUGGAUUCACCUGCUCCAAACACUCCCUAUGCGUGCUCAACAUCCUCUAUGUUAUGGUGAGCCUGCUGAUGAUCGGCAUCGCAGCGUGGGGGAAGUGGUUCGGUCUGGUCUCCAGUUUCCAGGUGGUUGGCGGCAUCAUCGGUGUGGGCGUCUUCCUCUUCUUCGUGGCCGUGGCAGGCCUCAUCGGGGCCAUGAAGCAUCACCAGGUCCUGCUGUUCUUCUACAUGAUCAUCCUGUUCAUGGUGUUCAUCGUGCAGUUCUCUGUGUCCAGUGCCUGUUUGGCCAUCAACAAAGAGCAGCAGAAUCACCUGCUGGAGGUCGGCUGGAAUAACUCUCAGAGCACUCAGCGGGACGUGGAGAAGAGUCUCAACUGCUGUGGCUUCAAAAAGGUGGACCUGAACGGGACCUGUGACGCUGCAUGUUUUCCCAACCACUCCUGUUUGCCCUGUGCAGAUAAGAUCCAGGAACACGCCGGAGAGGCUCUCCGCUUCGUAGGAGGGAUCGGACUUUUUUUCAGCUUCACCGAGAUUCUGGGAGUGUGGCUCACAUAUCGCUACAGGAACCAGAAGGACCCCCGAGCGAACCCGAGCGCUUUCCUGUGAGAUAGCGCUCUGGCUUCCACCUCACCCCCCCAACUUCAACUCUAUGGACCUUCUCUGGGCUUUAACUGUAAAUACAAGACUGUCCUGUGUGUGUGUUUCCACUUAUUGCUGCAGCAAAUGCUGUUAUAAUGUGACGUGUUUUUUUUUUUUUUCCAAGAUUGAAUUUGAAGUUCUGGAAAUAAGUUGUUGUGCGUGUGUGUGUGUGAAGGAACAGUGCACAUGUUGCCUCCAGCUCUGCCUAAGAAAAGUGUCUGAACAUAUACAGUUAGUACACUGAGCACCCGCGGGUGUAAAAAAAAAAAAGAAGGAAUAUUGUCUUCAGCAGUCUGCUGUAUAGUCCAGAUGUAUUUAUGCAGCCUGCCUGAUGUUCAUCCUGAUCCACUGUUUGUUUUUUUUGCAGUCGGUCCAACUGAACGCAAUAAUGUUAGCCACUACUCUGCAUACUGAUUACUAAAUUAUUUGAAACGUGUAUGAAAUUGUGAAUAUUGUGCGAGGAGAUGAGCUGAGAGUUGUUUUAGCUUGUGUGUGAGAGAGUGUGUGUAGGUAUGUCUGUGUGUGUUCGCCUUGCUCCUGGCUGUGUGCUGUGUUAUUUGGCCUUUUGCAUGACUCCUCUGCGAAUAGACGCUCCUGUAUGAGAACUGCAAUGAUUCUGUAAACCACCAGUCUGAGCCUUUGUACUGUAAACCACAAUAAAACACUAAUUAGAGAAAAAGAAAUUGGG
Messenger RNA from Larimichthys crocea (large yellow croaker), 1504 nucleotides. RefSeq names its product tetraspanin 13b (gene tspan13b). The transcript has 6 exons. The record is from RefSeq and is a predicted model, not a curated record. Gene Ontology annotation, cellular component: membrane. Bases 172 to 783 code for a protein of 203 amino acids. NCBI's taxonomy places the organism in Eukaryota, Metazoa, Chordata, Actinopteri, Sciaenidae.